AUGACGGACGCGAUGACGGACGCAGGCAGCAGCGGAGUCCCUUUCGAGGACCAGGUGGAUCUCAUCAAAGCGCCGCAUGAUCACGAGGACGAGGAUGUGGCCAUGACGGAGUCUCCCGAAGCAACGGCAGCGGUGCAUGCGAUGGAUGAGCAGCUCCAAGCCGAGCUUGAGAAGCAGUACCAGGACGAGGUCUCUAUUCUCGAAGCGGAAGAUGAGCGGCUAGAGGAGGCGCAAACGGACGUGCCCAUGUACCGAAACUCGUACUUCCUACGCCGGAUCAAUCGCAGACGCGCGGCAACUCCCAAGUGUCUCAGCGAAGCAGCCAGACGGGGGAUGGCUGCGGCUGACUCGCAAACCUUGGCUGCGGAGGCGGAGGUAGAGGCGGAGGCGGAGGCAAACACGGUCACAGCCACGGGUGAGGCCGAAGGGGAGAAAUCGGUGGCCCAGACACCACCCCCAUUAGAAGCCCAGCCGACCGCGGCAGCGAGCAUCGAAGCGGCGGAUUCGGCGCAAGAAGACUCCCAACAGCAGGCUGCGCCGGACGGAUUUGCCAUUACCGUCAAAUCGCUGCGGAGCCGGGGCCACCGUCGCAACCUGUCGACGGAAAAGACGGAGCCGGCAAUGGAGGACCCCAGCACUCAGCUCGCUAGGGCGUCGCUGGCGGCGCGACGAUCUAACCUCGCCGAGGCCAGCCCGCCGCAGACAAGCAAAGCCACGAGGGCGCGGACGCGGAGCAUCCAAAUGAGCGAGACGCCGGAGCCAGCGACGGCCGCAGCAGCGGCGGCGGCGGCCGGGCCACAGUCGCCUCUGGCCACGCAAUCGCAGCACUCAGAGGCCGGGGCGGACUCGGAGGAGAAGAGUACGAUGACGGCGCUCAAGUUGCAGCUCAACAAAGCGCUGCGGCCGCGACUGCCGUACCUGACGGCGCUCAAGAGCCUGCGGCAAAACGCCAACCGGACGGUGGACGUGAUUGGGCACGGCCCGCGCGACUUUUUGCUCGGCCUCAACCUGACGGACCAGACGGCGGGGCCGGCGCAGGUGGUGGCGGUACAGAUCUUGCGGCCGCACAUCGAAUCGCUGCCGGUGGUGCGGGAGGGGGACGCGGUGCUCCUGCGAGGGUUCGCCGUCACGGCGCUGCGGGGCCGGGAUUUCGGGCUGCGCAGCGGCGACGCCUCGAGCUGGGCCGUGUUUGAGCGGGACCGCGAAGACGGGCUGCCGCAGAUCAAGGGUCCGCCGGUCGAGGUGUCGCCCGAGGAGGACGCGCAGGCCAACUUGCUGAUUCGGUGGUACGCGGCGCUCGGGGCGAAGGCGAGGGAGAAGAUUGCGCUGGCGAACCAGAGGAUGGAGGAGGCUGGCGCGGCAUCCUCGGCGCCAUCGUCGCAGGGCGCGUGA
This is a messenger RNA of Parascedosporium putredinis, 1392 nucleotides long. NCBI's taxonomy places the organism in Eukaryota, Fungi, Ascomycota, Sordariomycetes, Microascales, Microascaceae. The record is from the annotation of a GenBank genome assembly.